Molecule: messenger RNA, 894 nt
Organism: Talaromyces rugulosus
Lineage: Eukaryota; Fungi; Ascomycota; Eurotiomycetes; Eurotiales; Trichocomaceae
Exons: 2
Coding region: 1-894 (297 amino acids)
Molecular function (GO): oxidoreductase activity, acting on the CH-OH group of donors, NAD or NADP as acceptor
Source: RefSeq, a predicted model, not a curated record
AUGGCAUCUGCAACCCCGCGUCCAUUGGAAGGCAAGUUUGGCAUCGUAACUGGGGGAUCACGAGGCAUUGGCGAAGCUAUUGCUCGCAACCUGGCUAGUAAAGGAUGUUCGCUUUUGCUCAACUACACAUCCGAGUCAUCACGAGUACGAACCGAGGAACUCGCCUCUGCACUUGUCAAGGAUCAUUCCAUCGGCUGCAGCAUCGUCAAGGCUGAUCUUUCUGAUGCUGCCACAGCGAGCAAUGUCAUCAUAGACGCAUCGAAGAAACACUUUGGCGACAAGCCUCUCCAGAUCGAUAUCCUAAUCAACAAUGCUGGUGUCUCACAAGAUAGGAAGCUUGCUGACCCUACCAAAGGUCCGAUUGAUGCGGACUAUUUUCACUGGCACUACGAUAUCAACGUACUUGCACCGUUGAUUCUCACACAAGCGUGUAUUCCAUUUCUACCGCACGAUCGAUCAGGGCGCAUUGUAAACAUUUCAAGUGUAUCGUCGAGUCUUGGGUUCGAAGGCCAGUCGGUAUAUGGUGGUACCAAGGCUGCCUUAGAGGCGAUGACUCGAACCUGGGCUCGAGAGCUGGCGGAUCGAGCGACGGUUAACGCGGUUAACCCUGGCCCAGUGAUUGGUGAUAUGUAUUUCUUGACAGGAGAAAAAUUCUGGAAAGACCUGCAAGGCUGGCAAGAUAACACGCCAUUGAGCAAAGUUGACCCCAACAGCAGCGACUUGGAAGAUCUAGAUUCGGAGAAGAUCCAGCUGAUACACGAGAAAAUGGGUGGUCGACGGCCAGCAUUUACGAGCGAGGUUGCUGGGGUGGUGGCUAUGUUGUGCACAGCUGAUGCAGGAUGGAGUACCGGCAGCGUUAUCAAUGCCAACGGAGGCAUGAGAAUGACUACAUGA